GGAAGCAGUACUUGUGUCUCUUUAACAAGGCAGGAAGUUUCUCUCAAUGCAACAGUGCAUCUGACAGUUGUUGGCUAUCAUGGCGCUUGAUGUAAAAUCUCGAGCAAAGCGCUACGAAAAACUAGAUUUCCUCGGAGAGGGGCAGGUAGGCUGUGAUAGAUAUUAGUUAUUUCGUUGUCCUCGCGUCCAUCUUUCUCACUCGUUGCUUCUGGGUUGUAGAAUAAAGAGCAUAGAAGCAUGCAGCUAUGUAGCAUAAGCUGGUUGUUAAUGUCAACAAAGCGAUGCUUGUUAAAGCAACAGUGAUGCUGAAAGAAAGAAAUGUGAAUAUUGAAGCUCUGCUUUUCUGUGUUCAUUGCUUUUAUUUUGUCUCCCCUAGUUUGCCACAGUGUACAAAGCCAGAGACAAAAUGACCGACACGAUAGUUGCUAUUAAAAAGGUACAAAUUGCUGUGAGUUUGACUUUUGCAUCUUAACGCUGUCCUGAACUGAUCACUCACCCCAUGCUGUUUUUGUUUCUUGAAGAUCAAGGUCGGCCACCGAACUGAAGCUAAAGAUGGUAAAUGUUGCUACAAUGCACACAUACUAAUGCCAAAUAAUAUUAAAUGUAAUCAUUAUUGUGAUUUUAAUCACAUGUUACCUUCCUUUCUAUAGGUAUUAAUAGGACUGCUCUCCGAGAAAUCAAACUGCUGCAGGAACUUCAUCAUCAGAACAUUAUUGGGGUUGGUUACUCUUUAAUAUAUUUCAGUAUCAUUAUAUCUUUAAAUGUACAAGAAAAAAAAAAUUAGGGGAGAGUGGGGUAAGUAGUAGGGAUACGGAUCAAUUUACCCCGCUACUGUGGUCAACUUACCCCAUACACGGGGAAAGUUGACCAUUGGAGACCACUUUUUUUUUGGUAUGCUAUAUUAUCAAGACAGUUAUGUUUACACUUAUUCUGUUGGUUUGCAGGGAUACACAACAUCUUGAAAUAUAUGCAGAUACACUAGUUAGGGACCAAACUAUGAUUGCCUUGAUGUAGUGAUCUGAAAUAUGAGAAAUGGCUUAUCUUACCCCACUAUCCCGUAAGCUUUCUAUACCCUAACUAUUCUUUCACAUAUUGAAUUUUCUUUUGGGGAUAAAUAAGGUUAUUUUUAUUGUAUUUGCUCAGAUCAUAUUGAUAGUGAUAUUGAUGUUCACUCUGCUUUCAGCUGCUUGAUGCUUUUGGACACAAAUCCAACAUCAGCCUUGUGUUUGACUUUAUGGAAACGGAUCUGGAGGUGAGAUAUUUCCUUUAAUCAUAAGGAGGAGUUGAUGUAACGAGGAGUUUUAGAAUGUUUUAUAUUAAACUAUAGACUUGUAGUAAAAAGCUGCACUGAAUUCUUAUUUCUUAUUUUCAAUCAUUAAAGGGUUAUUCCAGCGUAAAAUUAAUUUAGAGUCAAACACACCGUAACACUGAGUUAGACACCCCCUCGAGAGAUGAAUGUUGCCCACUGCUUGUUUCUCAAGUUAUACCAACUUUAGUAACGACCGCACGAUAGCAAUACACAGCGGUCUAAGGAGCCACACACAAACCUCAACCAAAACGCCACUCUAAAGCCAGAAAUAAUGCUCAGAACAGCACCUAACUUCAUCAACAGUACAUAUAGGGUCCCAGCCAUAGCACUAGCCACCAAACAUCGUUUUAACUUUGCCUGAUUUCUUUAGCAAAGAAACGAAACACAACUCACCUACUCUCUUCCAGCAGCUGCUUGUUUGUAGCGAGACCUCAGGCCAGUCCAUUACGGACUGCUGCAGGUUGACACAGCUCAAGGAAGAACAUUUAUGAUCAUUUCUUCAUGGAAAUGCAGUCAGACCAAGACAAGGCAGAAGAACUACCGCAUCUGCAGUGCAAAAUGAUUAAUAUGAUGAUUAUUAAUUCAAGGAAAUUAUAAAGAAAUGAUCCUAAAUAUUCUUCCUUGGGGGUGUCUCACUUGGUGUUACCGUGUGUUUGACCCUAACUUAAUUUUAUGCCGGGAAUAUCCCUUCAAGCUCAAUAAGAUGCUUUUAAAAGAAUUUGCUUGUAAAACUCUAAACUAAAGAACAGGCCAAAGAUUGCUUUAAGAGAACUGAUCAACUAUUAUUGAGAGGUGUAGUGUAAGGUGGCAUAUAAUGUAACUUGGAGAAUAUGAGCACAACAAAGCUGAUAGCAGUAGGAGUUGCGAGGUUUUCUAAGGUCACAAAGGCUGUGAGAGUUCUCUCCACCUCCCCUUCCUUUAGGUGUUUUAGUGCAGUAGGCUCCAGAUAGGCGCCCACUGAGGAUACAUCAGGCUUUUACAGAACGAUGCAAAACAAGAUAAGCAGGCUGUAAGAAAGAUCAAUACCACUCUGCUCUCUGCUCUGUCAAUGAAUUGAUGCCAUUAGCAGCAUGCAGACACACAGAAAAGCCAUGAGGAUGAAAUAUGAUGCUCAUCUCAUUACUGAUACUAAAAAGCUAUUUUAGGCCCCAUGCUUAGACUUGAGUGUUAGAGCUUAUCAGUCACAGAUGUCAGAAGCUUUUCCUGCCAUUAGCUUGACCUAGCAGGUUACGGAAGCCAGUGUUAUCCUGAUGUGGGAGUGGUGGAGGAUCUGGGAAAGAGAUUGUCUGAGCUGUGUUGUUCAGCUAUUUCUUUAUGGAGAGAUAUCUUUGUCUAAUUCUCUCAUCUCCUCUGAUAAGAGUAUAUUCCAAUGAAAAGUGUAGUCUACAUCGAUGAGUGCAUAUAAAUAUUUAAAUUUAAUGGAUGACUAGUCGGAUUUGUGAGGGAUCCUGAUGCACUAAAGCCGGUUUAAAAUCUUCAAGGUGAUCAUCAAAGACACCAGCCUCGUCCUGACUCCAGCCAACAUCAAAGCAUAUAUCCUCAUGACCCUACAGGGAUUAGAGUAUAUGCACCAACACUGGGUCUUACACAGGGUAAGAAAACUUUUACUACACACACACACACACACAUACUCAUAUCCUCACACACAGUCAGUAAAGUACAUUUUACUGCUUUGGUUGUCCAGGAUCUGAAGCCCAAUAACCUGCUGUUAGAUGGUAAUGGAAUCUUGAAGUUGGCUGAUUUUGGUUUGGCAAAAGCAUUUGGUAGUCCAAACAGAGUCUACACACAUCAAGUUGUCACCAGGUCAGUGCUUUUUGUUUAUUUUAUCAUUGUAGACUUUUUGUACAUUCUCCUGAUAUUCUCCAAUCUGUAACAGCCUUUGAUUGAAAGUUAAUUGCAUCCAUAAAUAUCCGCAUACGUAGUCUUCUUUUAGUUGAAAAAUCUCAAGGUUAACCCAAGUGUGGGGGGCUUCUUUGUAGUCCGUCAGUAUGAAGCAUCUAGUAAAUGGGUAAUGAUAAAAGUAAAAGCUUUCGUACAAUUUUUUUUUUAUCAGUUGUAAAAUUGAUCCCUGUUUCCCUGUUGAUGAAUCUUGUCUCAGGUGGUACCGCUCCCCCGAGCUCCUGUUUGGUGCCAGAAUGUACGGUGUGGGUGUUGAUAUGUGGGCUGUGGGAUGCAUCUUGGCAGAGUUACUUCUGCGGGUACAUAGACCUCAGAUAUAUAACCUUAGAUAUUUAUACAGUCAUGUAUGAAUGAAUGUAUCAUACAGUAAAUAAUGUAUGCCGCUCCCUGUAGAUACCAUUUCUUGCUGGAGACUCAGAUCUCGACCAGCUGACCAAGAUCUUUGAGGCCCUUGGAACACCCACAGAAGAGACAUGGCCUGUUGGUGUCUGAAUUACCCAGUCUUUGUUAACCUGAUUUACUGCUCUAACAUAAGAGGAUACUUUAAUUAAUUUGUUUGUUACAUAUCUUUACAGGGGAUGACGAGUCUACCGGACUAUGUGUCCUUCAAAAUAUUUCCUGGCACACCUUUGGAGCAUAUAUUUAGUGCAGCAGGAGAUGAUUUACUGGAGCUUCUACAGGCUCUCUUUACCUUUAACCCCUCGACAAGAGCCACAGCUACACAGGUAAGACGAGGAACAGCAGCUCUCUCCCAUCCAUCCAGUUUUUGCUCACUUUCACUCACUUCCGUUGUCUUGUAUGGUUUAUUGUAGUCAGCUGAAGCCUAAAUGUCUUACUGUCCAGUUUGCAUAUUUAAUCUCAAAUUACCUUAAUUGCAUUGCACCAGUGUUUGGCAUUUACAUUUGGGUUUAGGACUUUGACAUUGAUUUAAACAUGUAUUCUGUUGUCCUCGUUUCCAGAACUGAUAUCAGGUUCAUUUCAAAUACCACAGCCCUUCUCGAUAGCUUUUACUAAACUUAUACAGGUUGGACAUUUCUGAUAUGUAGAUAUUUCAAAAAAGUGAUUAAUAUAUUAUAACAUGUGUCACUGAAAAAUGUAUCCUAUUAAAAACAGUGAUCAGCUUGUCAAAACAAUGCAAUGUUGGGAAAUUGAAUAUUUAAGUCAAAGCUUUUUAUGAUAGAUAGUUUUUUAAAUGGCAAGUUUGAUGUAAACAACUUUAAGGAAGUUAAAGACUUAUUUAUUCUCCAAGCUUUCUGUAAGAGAUGUAAGUAAUUAGAUUUUAUUUUUUAUAGCUGAAAACAAUUGUUUCUUCAUAGUCCAGAUGCAUAAUUAUAAUUAUUAAAAUUAUAAUAGUCUGUGCAGCUUAUGGAGUCCAAGACAAAUUUCCCUAAGGGGACAAUAAAGUAUAUCGUAUUGUAUCGUAACGUAUCAUAUUGAAUGUCAUGUAAAAUACAAAAGGUAAAUAACUGAUAGGCAGGUUUGAAUUAUUUUUUUGGAGCAGCAGUUCUUUAUUGAAGGUUUUUGCUUUUUAUAAAACAUCAAGCUUGAUUGUGACAAUAAUAACCCUUUGUACAUAAUGUGUGAUGGCUUGCAUUUGUAGCUGAAGGAUUUGAUGAAAAUUGGCAGGUACUUGUGUGAUUAUUCAGUGUGUAUUAUUUUUUUAUUUCCUCUAUUGUUCUCCAGGCACUAAAGAUGAGGUACUUUAGCAAUAGACCCGGUCCUACUCCAGGUCCACAACUCCCUCGACCCAAUUGUUCAGUGGAGGCUCUGAGGGAGAGGGAAACAAUGGGGCUAAAGAGGAAAAUUGAGGGCCUGGAGACAAGUAAGUAACAUGAAUCCCUCAUUGUUGCUCUAUGUACCUAUUUAAUCCACCAAGUUUACAGAAUCUUGACAUACCCAUAGUUAAAUAAAACAGUUGGGUAAUGUGGACUGAGCUCCAAAAAUGGAAAGUUUAUGCUAUAAAAUGUCUGAGGCUGAUUUAAAAAGGAGCUGGUAAGUUUAGAACAACCCACUCAGACCAAACUUACAUAUGGAAAGUUGUGAAUUUUAGCCCAAAGAACCAAGAACCCAUGUGUUCUCAUGGUCAUGCACAGCGCAGGCAAGCACCAAGAAAACCACCAAAGUGAAGCUAGUAAUUCAAAGGGAGUUGGCUGCACUUUCAACUGCAGUUAGCGACUCAGAAUAAAGUGAAGCAGAACAUACACAUACACACACAUGUAAAGACUGUUUAGUGGAUUGUGGCAGUAGGGAAUGUUUUAAUGAAGGACAGUGUUGGUGUUCCUGGGAGGUUCAAAGCUUUUCCGGCCCCUGUGGUUUUGAAAAUGUCUAGGUUCCUUAUAGCUGUUCUCCAUGCUACAGUAUAUUACAGUGGGAAAUUUAAAAUGAUUCCUUAAACUCGAGUGGUUAGUGCGUUGCUUAUUAUAGGUUUGUUGAAACACAUUGAACAUUUUUGAUAAAUUAUAUCCCUUAAAGUCCUUUUUAUUAGGUUUGUGACGCCUGUUUUUAUGUUACUUCCAGCUGUGAUGAAGAAGAAGCUUGUUUUCUGACCAGAUGGGACAUGCUUCAUCUCAUCAUUGAUCUUCACCCCCACAUGCUCAGCUUUCCUUCAUCACUCAGGAUUCUCUGCUGGAAUGAAAUAAAAAUGUCAAAUACCAGAAGGAUAAGGCUCAGAUGGGCUGGGCUUAAGGACAUUUUAGAGACGUUCAGCAGGGAAUGUUUUUAAACAGCAGAGGCUGAUUCUGGGUCAGUUGAGUCAACUCCUUAAGCUCUGGGAGCCUGUUGGAAUAUGUCUAUUUAUACAGCUAGAAAUGAGAGCUACAAGGCUUGAAGAAAAAGUGUUUGAUUUCAUGUAUGUGUAUUUUUAUUUUUUGUAUGCAAGACCAAUAAAUGGUGCAAAUGAACAUCACAAGUUUUGUUGUUAAGUAGAGUUUUGGGAUUACUUAAAGCUCCUGUGAGGAACUUUAAUUUUGUGUCAGUUUUGGCACCCUCCUGUGGACACAGCAGUCUCUGCUAAUCUUGUCCUCUAUAUGCUUAGGUAGUAUUUACAGCUGAUUGACUGAUACCUACCCCCUCACAGUGGUUUCAGGCAUUAAAAAUUACAAUAAAAAUAAUCUGAUGGUCUUUUUCACUUUAAUAUUUAUUUUUUUUAUAUUGAAUUUAAUCUAACAUGAAUAUGAAUUUCAGCCAAUUACAUGCACGUCUAAAAAAAUCCUUACAGGAGUUUUAAGCUUAUGAAACUCUUAUAUUCAGAAAUCAAGCAGUAUCUAUUAUCAGUUAAGGUUCUGCUGGCUCAGAAAUUCACUCAGCAGCCCCACUUUGGUCAAACUGAUUCCACAUCAAAAGCAUCUACACUGUUUCCCCCUUGAGUAUGUGAGGUUUAUUAGCUUAGGAUGUUAGACAAGAGUCAGAGGGAGGGAAGUAUGCCUGACAGUGUGUGAUUGAAUGGCAUAAGCUCUGUCUUUAGAGCUUAGACAGGUUGACGCUAGGCUUGACACCAGCUCAUGCAUCAGAGUCCCACUAAACAUGUCUUCCCAGUGUCUAGUCCUCUCAACAUAACCGAGCCAAUACAGUCUGACAAGUCAGAGGCCUGAUGCUCUGGCAGGCGUUCAGCUGCUCUUUUGGUUUUCUGUCAAAUAGAAUCAGAUUUGAGAAUGAAUCAAGAGGGAAGAAAAAGAAGACAGUGUGUUCAGAAAAGGGCUGCCUUGUGUGGCGGGUGUUUAUUCAUAGAUGUUCACAAUACAGCACUGAGAGGGGGCACCGUGACUGUGUGGUGACGUCGGAUGACUACAGAAUAUGUGUUGGCUUAUCAGGUCAGAUGACAGGUUUUGGCCAACACCAGCACAGCCCGCGCUACAGUAUCAGCCUUAUCAGCCAAGGCAGUUUUAUUGGCCAAGAAAACCACAGUUGCCCACAAUCUGGUACAAAAUGUCACGUCAGGGAUUUGUGGGAGAAACCGAUACUUGCCCAUGUGUCUGAAUCACAGAGAUGUGUGUGUGGGUUGAACUGCAAAAGGAUGAUUAAGACCACAUUAUGAGCAAUAGAGUAGAAUUCAAUCACAAGUAAAAGAUCUCUGUGUGCAGAAGUGCUCUUUAAUAAAAAUAAAAAAAAACGACUGUGGUAUGGAACUUAGUAAGUACAGCUUUAUACUCCUUGCAAUCCUUGUACGCCCAUAGGCUGCAUCAAGUGUCAAUCAUAGAAAACAUGAACCCCCUAAUAACUUUUAAAAACGAAGCUGCACAGAAAAAAGAGGACUUGAGCACAAACCAGUCUUACAGUAACUACAUGUCUACAUCACAAGCAGGGGGGAGAAAAAAUUACGUUCUGUGUAAUAAAUUUAUAAAGUUUGUCCACAGCUCCAUCAGGAUGGCAGGAGGAGACGAGAUUUAUGACCUAUACUGCAGCCCGUCACCAGGGUAUGUGUCAGAAUAAUGUGUAUAAAUGUAUAUAGAAGUUAUCAUCUUACUCAAAUUCUUAUGUAAGAGUUUGCUACAAGUAUGAACUGUUUUAACCUCUUGUUACACAUCAUAUAAGAGUGUUUUCUAACUUCUCUCUCCAAUAGCUUUAUUACACAGCACAUGAAUGUUUCUUAACUUCUCUGUAACCUUGUUUCUCCUAUCAGCAGGUGUGUGUGUGUGUGUGUGUGUGUGUGUGAUGUAUCCUCCACUGUGAAUCGUAGGAAGUAAUGAGGAGGAUCCGCUCCUAUCAGAAGGAGCUCAUUUAAUGUCAACAAUGUUGCCCUGACCCUCACAUAUUCUCUGUUGUUCAUAAUUAUGCUUUAUGAGAGUGCUUACGUUGCUGCACAUAUUUUUCCCCCAUCCUUUAGAAACAUUGUGUAACCAGGGACAACCCUAAAUAAAGAGACUGGGCGGAAAUACCUUUCAGAGUGGUUUUGAGAUUGUACCUGAUACUAUCUCUGUCCAUUCUCCUCGAGUAUA
Messenger RNA from Xyrichtys novacula (pearly razorfish), 8142 nucleotides. NCBI's taxonomy places the organism in Eukaryota, Metazoa, Chordata, Actinopteri, Labriformes, Labridae. The record is from the annotation of a GenBank genome assembly.